AGUGACCGUCGUGACGCCAUUUCCCCUGCGACACUUCCUUUUGAGAAGUUGAAAGGUCAGGGGUGUCACGGUGUCCUCUUGUCGCACACGUGUGUUUCGGCUGCUGCAACCAUGCUGUCCUCUCUCUCCCGAGCUCUUAUCGCCACCGCACGGGUCGCCACUUCCCGGCCCGUGUCCAUGCUCUCCUCCUUGUGCCCUGCUCGCUCCUUCACCCGCACUCUGUGGAUGCAUGGCGGCCAGGGCUCUGCUCUGAGGCCAGCCUUCCUUUACCCUUACCGGGGGUUCCCGGCGGUGUCAUGCGGCUGUGGAGGAUUGCAUACAGAGGGUGAGUGUCAAACUGUGUGGACUGUAAUGGUUUGUCCAGCACAGGUUUCCCAUGAUAAAAUAUAGAUCAUUGUAACUGACUGUUCUGUGGUUAUGAUUUCUAUUAAAUUAAGAAGUGUGUGUUUUUUAAUUUUUAAAAAUUUUUUUUUUUAUAAUGGUAAAUUGAAUUUAUUAUUAUUAUGUGUAGACGCUCACCUUGAUAUGUAAGUGCAGUCUGUUAAAACCGCUAUGAUCCAGUGAGCUACAGCAUUCAGGAUUAGUAAGUAUACCAGUGUUUUUUUGUUUGUUUGUUUUUUAAUACAUUGAGAUGGCUCUUUUUAUGUGAAAGUCUUGUUUCAGUGGGGGUUAAACAAAAUGCUUCUAUUUAACACACUCGAAUUUUAAAUAACUGCUUUUCUUCUUCUGCUCUAUUUUAGGAGACAAAGCAUUUGCAGAAUUCCUCAGCGAUGAAAUCAAAGAAGAAAAGAAAAUACAGAAACACAAAUCCCUACCUAAGAUGACUGGUGGGUGGGAGCUGGACGUCCAUGGCACAGAGGCUAAACUGAUAAGGAAACUUUCAGGGGAGAAGUAAGUAAUGUCACAAAAAUGAAACCGUGCUCUUCUGGUUUGUGACCACUAACAGACAAAUGGGACACAAUGCAUGGUAGUCUUGGCUGUUGCUAAUACAUGAUACAUACUGGCUUGUAUAAAACAUGCUUGGUAAAAUAAUUCAGAUUUUUGGAUAUAUCUUAUAAGAAUAAUUUUACAUCCAGAAAUACAUAAAUAAGACCCUAGAACCUUAGGAUGGUUGCAUAAAAACAUUGCCAAUGCUCUCCAUGUCUAGCUCUCCCCUGCCCCAACCAUGUCAUUAUAGGGACAAAUCUGCCAAACAGCAUGCAGGGUUAUUUACUAAAAUGAGAAUUAGUGGGAAUGCAAAUACAUUUCAAUUUGAAGGCUAAAGUAGCUGAACUGGAAGCAUCACUGAUUUUGCUAUAUUUUUCCAGGCUAGCUAUUUUGAUAUUUAAAUUCAAAAUUCACUUGUCUCCUUUAUGUGACCCAACAUUUUCACUAGUCCCUAGUAGUCAACAGUAGCUUUGGUGCCUUAUACUUCCAUUAAUAUUCUAUAUCCAUUUAAUGUUGUGGUUGUUUUCAAAGAAUGUCAAGUCUUUAAAUUUUCAUGUAACUCAUUGAAAUGCUGUACUGCUCAUGCUAUCUGAUUUUUAUAUAAAAACACACAAAAAACCUUGAAAUUAAUACAGCAUUACAGAUUUUGCUUUUUAUUCGGUUUUAUCUAGGCAUGUUUGGUCUUUGAAAACAUUAGGCUUAUUCUUCUUAUUGUAUUCAGAUGUUUGUUUGUUUUCCCCCCCCCCAAAGGGUUACCGUAACAUUCAAUACCAAUAACAGCAUUCCACCAACAUUUGAGGAAGAAUCACAAGAAGGUCAGAAGGCAGAGGAGAAUGAGGUAAAAUUUAAAACUUUAUAUAUUUCAAUACAAAGAAGCAUUCACUUCACAGGGUUCCAUUUUGCACACUUGCACAUGCUCAGACCUAACCUGUGUAAAGAUAUGGUAAAUGAGGACAAAUGAAUCCUUAAGUAAGUAGUGCACAGAGCAAGGUCAGGUUUUUAUUUAUUCCCCCCACCCAGUUAAUAAUCUUCAUUAAGGUUUUACAAAGGUGACAUGCAGUGAGUAGUAGCUAUGUGGUGGUACAUAGUAAUACAAAAAUGAAUGUGUACAUUAAGGUAGCAUAGCACAUAAAUAAAUGGAUAACAAAUCAUAUUUAAUGUAGCUAAUGCUGACCACCAGGGGGUGGGUUCAGUGGUGUAUCCUGGUUUUGUGCUGCCCUAGGCAGGACAAAACUCAGGCACCCCCCCGUGCUACCCCCACCCGCGCAACCGCCACCCAACCCUUCCCCCCUGCUCCGCCUUCUAAAUACACACACACACACACACACACUCGCUGACAGAUACGCAUUCACUAGCUAACAGAAACACACACUGACAGACAGACACACUGACAGACAGACACACUGACAGACAGACACACACACUCACUAACAUACACACACACACACUCACUCACUCACUCACUAACAUACACACACACACUCACUCACUCACUCACUAACAUACACACACACACACUCACUCACUAACAUACAUACACACACACACACACACACACACUAACAUACACACACAUUCACUUGUGUUUUUUUUUUUAAUUUAACCCCCCCAGCCUCCUUACCUUUGCGAAUGCUGGGGGGGUUCUUCCUCUCCCUGGGGUCCAGUGGCUGCCGGUCGGGCUGGGCGGGCGGGCGGCGAGGGAGCUCUUCCCCUGAGCGCUCUGCUCCCUCUCGUGCCGCCAGCAGAGUGAGACUGGGAGCCGGAAGAUGACGUCAUAUUCCGGCUCCCAGCCUCACUCUGCGGCGCGCGAGGGAGCUGAGCGGACAGCUCAGGGGAAGAGCUCCCUCGCCGCCCGCCCGCCCAGCCCGGCAUGUCUGUUAGCCGCGAGGCUAACAAGGCAUUUGCCCUGGGCAUUUGGGGGCGGCUUUUUUGCCGCCCAAGGCAAAUGCCUUGUUUGCCUCGCGGCUAAUACGCCCCUGGGUGGGUUGGGAAAAUAAGUUGUCAAUUGAGUUAAGGAGAAAUAGCUAAAAACCUUUGCCACUUGUCCUACACCUUUUGAAAUUCUGGCAACGAGUCCAGUAUGCGGUGAGAUUUCUUUAUAAAAAUAUUUAAAAGAAAGAUACUUUAAAACAUUCUAUGUGGUAGUGCUGUGCACGUUAUUUUUGCAAGCAGGAACAGUUUGUGCCAAAGCCACAUUUUACCAUAUUUAUGCAGCACCUGAAAAUACGAAUACAAAUCAGGCUUUUGGAUUUAACCUUCAUAAAGACCGGCAUCUCACUAUUCCUUAAGUCACUUACAUUUAACAUAAUAAUACAUCUACUCGGAGGCAGAGCCAAGCUGCUGACCUGAAUGGCUGCAUGUAAUCGAAGCUCUGUAACAAACCGCCAUAUUGGACCUUCUAACACAGCCCAAAUCCCUCACAUAAGGUACCAAACUGCACCACCAAUGACAGGGAGAGAGAUGGUUCGGAAAACAAAAAAAAACAAGCCUUAUAAACCCAGGCAGAGUGGAAAUAUCAGAGACCUCUGAAAGCUGGCCUGCAGUACCAUGGGCGCCAACAUGGCUGACUACGCCGAAGACUGCUCAGACAUUUCAGUUGACUUCACUAGCGGGGCAGAAAUACAUCCCUCACCCGUCUCGCUGGCUCCUCUCCCGACUCAUCCACAAGUAGAUGUAUACCCAGUGAACACAGCGGUAUUGAAAGAGCUGCUAGCGAGGCUUCAGCUUACUAUACAGGCUGACAUGGCCCAGAAUCCGCAAAGACCUGCAGGGCCUGACAGGCCGCCUGAGCAGGGUGGAAGAAGAUUCCCACCGAAACAAGCAUGACACAACACCGCUACAACAGCAGAAUCGCAAAACCGAACAGCGGUUUGCAGAGCUGGAAGACCAAUGGCGAAGUCUCAACCUCAAGUUCAGGGGAAUCUGAGAAGAGAUACCGGAGCCAGAGGUACUGCAAUUCAUCAUGUGACUGAUGUUGGCCCUCUUGCCCCCUAGACAGGCCAAACAAGCAGUCCUGGGAGGGAUGUUUCGCCUCCCCAGACCCGCAAAAGCUCCGACCUCAGCACCUAGGGACCUCCUGGUGUACUUCAUUAAUCACGGAGACAGAGCAGCGGUGCUGCAAGCAAUAAGAAGCCAAGUCCCAUGUGUGCUUGAGAACAUGCAGAUAUAUCAGGGCCAACGCUGGCCUGGCGCCGCACAAUAAAACCCUUCACAGCUCUGCUAUGUCUACAUAACAUUACCUAACAAUGGUGGCAUCCUCAAGCACUUUUAAUCCACCACAGUAAUAUGUCAUUCAAGAUCCAAGACAUGCAGGGUGCCUCGACCUCCUGCUAACCCUGGGACUGCAAGAGGACGCUAUGUCCCCUGCGGUACCAAGCAAGCCAUCGGCACUGCCCAUGGCACGGAAACCCCAGUUCCCCCGAUGGGCAAGAGAAGAGGCCCCCAUAGCGGUCACUACCUGAUGGAGAUCAGAACUCACUUCGAACCAGCCCCCUAACUGCACAGGCUACCCAAAUGGGGCGAGCAGAAUGCCUCUUCCCAGAGAAACUAUGGCAGACGUUAUAUAACCCACCAACUAUUAGCCCAAGUGAGCCACUAACCAUCUAUACCACAUACAUGUAGUCCCCUACAAUGCAGGACUGCAACAUAAGAAUGCCCAUACCGCAGAUAAUACGCUUUCCACCUGCCCACGACUCGAAAACCAACUCACAACAUCGUAAUACUUUUAAAGGUACUCUUGCCUUACUGCCUAUAACUCCUUCAACCCCACCUGAGAUAUGGCCACAUGCCUAGGCAUACUGGGCUUACUAAGCACUAGCACUUACUACCCAAAACUAAAUUCUCUCAGCUCAUGGUCCACUACCCAGAUAUGUUCGACACCCUGCCAAUUACGCCUUGUCAAAAAAUGUGUGUGUAUAUAAACAUACAUACACUGUUCCUCUUUGUCCUUGCACAAACACUUUUAAAACCUUUUCAAAAUGCCGGGUGUAUUCUAGCCAUAGAUUAUAAUAAAAAUAGUGAAAGGCUUGCACUCACGGUCUUUUUCCUUUGUAAAAGAUUCCUUUAUUUAAUUCCUUGUUAAAAUAUGAUCAUUUCAGCCAUCAUUCGUGGCUUUCAUCAGGAUCAAUUCAGAACGUGCUGGAAUCUUUUACAAAGGAAAAAGUGUGUGUGUCUUUGUCUCGAUUUUAUGACCUGAGUCAAGAAUAAAAAAGAGAAUACAUAUACUCAUUUAGAAGAACUAUCCUCAUUUUUUAUUUUAUUAUAAUUGGAAAUAAGAUUGCACCUACAUUGCUUCACACACAUCUGUAAAUACCUCUCAUUUCAGUGUAUUUCUUGUCUUACCAUAGCCCUAUGGGGUGGCUGUCAUUCAUGCUAUAUUUGGUCAGAAGCAGUAGAUUUACCCUGACUAUGUACAAUUUGAAUGCCUGAAACUAGAUUAGGGAGCAUUUGGGAUUAUGCACGUGGUAUAUGUAACUGUGGAUGAGCACUUACAUUCGGCUACCUGAAUGGGCCUUGCUUGGGUAAGCUGUGACCAACAAGGACUUAAAAAUGACGGCAUCCUUGGCUCAUGCGUAAGCUAGAAGAUAAAAUGAAGAGAUAAAUUACAAAAUAAUAUUUAGAGGCUAUAUGAUGCAUGCAAGAUUUUAUUUUAAAGAGAGGAAAAGGUGACUUUGUUGCCAAUAUUUACUUAUAAAUUAUUAAGAUUCUAACAUUUUAAUUCUAUUUGAUGACUGUUUUAAUUACUAAAGACAUGAUCUAAACUCCAUUAAGGUAUGAAACGUGGAAUAUACUGUGUAUACAUUUCUUUUUCUAGGUAAAUCAACAAGCAUACAUCUUGGCACUUAAAUUGUAAUUACUACUCAAGAUAUGAUUUAAUAAAUAAAAACAUUUUAACUUUCUCUAUUGCAGCCAGAACUUGUAUCUACACCCAACUUUGUUGUUGAAGUUACAAAACAGGAUACCAAGGAGACUUUGGUACUUGACUGUCAUUUUCCAGAAGAUGAGGUAAUGAACUCUACAUCUCCCCUCCCUUCCCCCCCCACCCCAAAAAAAUAAAUAAAUUUAGACCAACAUUGCACACUCUUAAAGGAACACUAUAGUCAUCAGAAAAACUACAUAUUAUUAUAAGCGUAUAAUCUUUCCCUUCAAGCUUUUUGCAGUAAACACUGUCUUUUCAGAGAAAAGGCAGUGUUUACAUUACAGCUUAGGGAUACCUCCACUGGCCACUCCUCAGAUGUCUACUAGAGGUGCUGCACAGUGUGCAGCCCUGCCAUUCAGGGUCUCCACCCUCUGUAUGUAGACACUGAACUUUCUUUAUAGAGAUGCAUCUCUAUGAGGCGAUGCUGAUUGGCAAGGGCUGUGUUUGGUUUGUAUUGGCUCUGCCCCUGAUUUGCCUCCGUGACCAUGUCCCUAUGGGGAAAGCAUUGUGAUUGGCUUAGAUAAUCCCUUCUGAUUUCAUCCAAGUGGGCAGAGCCAGCAUCAGACUGGAAUAAAGGUAAGAUUUUAUUAUAUUUAGGGGUAUAAAGAGGCAGGGGGGGGGAGGGCAGGGAGGUUAGAUUUUGUUUUUAACACUAUAGUGUCAGGAAUACAUGUUUGUGUUCCUGACGCUAUAGUGUUCCUUUAAAGGUCAGUUGAUAUUGCUAGGUAUAUGUGUGAUAGAACCCUCAAAACUAUGGCUCAUGUUAAAGCCGAAACUUCAAAACUAGAGCACUCCCUUGCCAAGUGAAUACAACACACUUCUUAGAGUUGGUUAGUUUGCUGCCUAGCCUUAUACACUUCAAUAGUUUCUUUCCUUUCUUCUUUCUUUAAAGGGACACUCUAGACACCCAGACCACUUCAGCUUAUUAAAGUGUUCCGGGUACAGUGUCCCUAUUGCACAUAGUGCUGCUAUGUAAAGCACUGCACUUCCAGAAAAUCCAGUCACUGGAGGCGCUUUCUAGAUUUUAACUGACUUUUGGUCCAGUAAUUGACACUGGACUUCCUCACACUCUAUUUCCCUGUAGUAAAGCAGUGAUUCAAUGCUUUUGUAAGGAGAGGCUUUAGCGCAUGUACAGCAAUUGCUGCGCAUUAGUGUCUGCUCAUCACCAACCCUUUAUGGCAACUUAAUGUGCAUGCUCUGCGAGCUCCGUAAUCGCAUUAGGACUUCCCUGUUGGAAAGCAUUGAAUCAAUGCUUUCCUAUGGGGUUUUAGCUGACGGAUGUAUUCCUGCAAAAUGUGAGGACAUCCAGCAUCAUUUUAGAGGAGCAAAGUCCGCUAAGGACCCGCAAGCGCCUCUGGUAGAUGGCCACUAACCCCUGCAAGGUAAUUAUUGCAGUUUCUCAAUAACUGAAAGAAUUACAAUUGCAGUGUUAAGGAGACAGGGGCAUUGCACCCAGACCACUUUAAUGAGAUGGAUACCUAUAGUGUCCCUGUAAUAUGUUAAGGAUUGUUUGUUACCAACAUAAAAUGUGUUCCAAUUCUCUUAGCCUUGAAAGUCACAAUGUAAAUAAUCUGUACGUAUUGUAUAUGCACAGUAACUAUCUAAGCAGUCUGUUAGCUUCACUAGGCAGAGAAGUUUUCUAAUUUUAAAUUUUCUGAUUUAAAUAUAUAUAAUAUAUUUUAACUUGGCACUCACCCUUUAAUACAGUAGAUUCUGGAAUUCUUGCCCAGGUGUAUCCCUAGAGUUCAAUAUAUAAACAAGGAGUAGUGGGAGCACUCAGAAAAAGACCCUCUAGGGGUCGAAACGUUGAUCGAUGCUUUUUGCACUUAGAUAAUACCACAAUAAAAGAAAAUAUUGUCAAGAAGUCCUCUGAGUGCUUCCACUACUCCGUGUGUGUAUAUAUUUAUUUCAUUGGCUUGAUUUAUUGUGUGCUAAUAUCAGAUUAUGAAAGAAUGGACUGGAAUAACUCGUAUUUUCUAUUUAUUUUUAACUUUUUAUUUUAACAGGUUGGUCAUGGGGAGGAAGAAGAGGAAAGUGAUCUUUUCACUAUUCGGGAGGUGAGCUUCCAGCCCACAGGUGAAACAGACUGGAAGGAAAACAGCUACACCCUAAGCACAGAUUCUCUUGACUGGGUCAGUGCCAUUUAAAUCUUACACAAUAUUUGUGCAUCUAAGCAAAGUUAAUACUAUUGUAUUGAUGAUACUUACAGUUGUCCGUCUUCUCGACCUGAGCACCUACAUCUUUGCUCUCACUCAAUUCUUGUCUUAAAUGUGCCUUUUUCUGCCAUUGAACAUGGCAGGAGGGGAGAAAACCAGUGUUUCUCUUCUCCAUGUUUGCAUUGUGUGCACUGACUGUGCUGGACAUAACUGUGAUUGUCUUUUAAAAGGACAUUCAAGGUACCCAGAUCACUUCAUUUCAAUGAAGUGCCAUGUUCGUGCCUAACACUGCAAUCUAAAACAUAUCUGUUCUGCAGGAAUGGCAAUGUUGACAUUGCAGGAUUUAAAUGCCUCUAGUGCCUGUCACUCUGACAGCCAAUAGAGGAGCUUUGUCUGAAGUAGAAAUAGUUUCUCUAUCAGAUGGUCUCCUGUCGGUGCUAUAAAUGUAAAAGUGUGUGUCCCUUUAAUAUUGUAUAUAUUGUCUGUGGAGAGCAGGAGUCUUAAUGUGUCUAAUUUUUCUGAAUAUUCUAGAAAUGGAGGGGAAGCACUGUUCAUUGGAUACUCUUGCUAUGUAACUUUUAUUGAUUAUUAUUGGAAACUUUAUACUCUUGCUAUUCCUUCCAGAACCUUCAGAAGGAGUAAAAAACUACAAUAGUGUCCAUAAUAACUGAAAAACAGUACAUAUUGGCAGAAAAAUACAUUUUAGGGAGAGCGUUUUUUUUUUAAACACUUUCCAUUCUCCAUUACCUUGUAUCCAAAUGUUUCCCAAUACUAAAUGAAAGAAAUUCAAGGAGUGUAAUUGACACUGACUUAGUUUGGUGUGGGGUAGGAGUGGUAACCGUUUUGUGUAUAUUUUACCAAAGUCUUCUGUGGGCUAUUUGUUUACUGUUGCACUUAUCUAUGGUGGCAGAGGGAGCUCAAGGCCAUUUCAUUAAAUAAAUCCAUUUUUUUUUUUUCUCUCCUCAGGCUCUGUAUGAUCACUUGAUGGAUUUUCUGGCUGAUCGUGGAGUGGAUAAUACAUUUGCUGAUGAGCUUGUGGAACUUAGCACUGCAUUGGAACAUCAAGAAUACAUCCGCUUCUUAGAAAAUCUGAAAAACUUUGUUAAAUGCUAAGGUGUUGUUCAGGAUAGGAAUCUUUUAUUUACCCAUAGAGUGGACCACACUUUCAGUUCUGCGUUAUACCAUUUUUGGUUCUUUAAUCUAUUGAUGGAACUACAGCAAAGAUAUGGAAACACUUUUUUUGUGUGUUUCUUUAACUUGGCAAAAAUGGUAAGGCAAAAAAAUGUGUUCACAUAAACACAAGAGCUGAGUUGUGGUUACUGCAUAUAAGACAUGUUUAAUGUUUUAUUUCAUACAGUUUAGCAAUUUAAAAUCUUGUAAUAUCUGGAUAUUGCAACUACCCUUAUUUAAUCAUGCAGUAUGUGCUUCAUUGGACAAUCUUGUUUCAAACAAAUAUUGUAUUGUCUGCCAUUGUUGUAUUGUUUACAAUAUUGUUUUCUACAGAUCCCUAAACAAAUUAAAGUCAGAUUCUGUUAAUUGUUUUUACUUUAUUUCAUUUUGGUCUUUCCACUGACCGCAGCAUUAACACAAGAGUAGAUUAAUUUUAGAAUAGACCAAUAUUCCAUAGUUAGGCUAAGAUUAUGUGGGAAAUCAAAUGUUUACAUGCAUUUAAACUGGAGUUUGAUGACAAGUUGCCUACUUACUAACACUUGUGUUAAUCUGUAUAAACAUACAUUUCCUUGACAUAUCUAGAAAAACUUCUUACAUUUUAAGAACUUAUUCCAUUCAGCAAUUUUUUUAUUUUUCCUAAAGUGUUUUGACUAACGCUUGUACAUUUUAAAGACAAAUGCCACACCUCAUCUUGCUGGUUUUUAUACAAAAAUAAACAUACUUUUGAUUCCUACUAAGGACAAUAGUUUGUUUAUGCAAGGCAUUCUUAAAGGGAUCCUACAGUACCUCCCUCUACUCCCUCCCCACCCCCCCCGUGGCACUGAAACGUUAAAACCCUCUUAGUCACUUACCUGAAUCCAGUGCCGCUGGGUCAAGUGCUGCCCAUGCUGUUGACAGGGGAGACCUAAUGCUCAUGCGCGGCCAUUGUUUGCGCUCGCAUUAGGAUUUCCCCAUAGGAAAGCAUUAAUCAAUGGGGUUUUUUUUUUUUUUUUUUUUUCUAUGGGUGAUAAAGCUGACGCUGGAGGAAAUUAUGCAGGUCCGUUUCCAUUCCGGAAGCCCUCUAGUGGCUGUCUGGUAGACAGCCACUGUGGGCUGAAGUGUUCUGGGUGCCUACAGUGUCCCUUUAAACUCUCUUCAAUGUAUUUAUCUCUAAAACUUCCAAUGCUGGGCUAUUCUCAAAAUCAACAAAACUCUAAAUAAGGCUCUCUUUACAGGAAGUGUUUAUGGAAGGCUGUGCAAGUCACAUGCAGGGAGGUGUGACUAGGGUUCAUAAACAAAGGGAUUUAACUCCUAAAUGGCAGAGGAUUGAGCAGUGAGGCUGCAGGGGCAUGUUCAAUACACUAAAACUGCUUCAUUAAGCUAAAGUUGUUCAGGUGACUCUAGUGUCCCUUUAAUAAAAGAAAUGGAACAUUUUCGCUAUAAACAAAAUGUUAAA
Molecule: messenger RNA, 10606 nt
Organism: Pelobates cultripes (western spadefoot toad)
Lineage: Eukaryota; Metazoa; Chordata; Amphibia; Anura; Pelobatidae
Source: the annotation of a GenBank genome assembly